ACUCGCUCCUUCUCGCUCUCUGCGCUUCUGAGUCGUAACUCGGUCGCCGAAGAAAUGGAGGAGGAAAUGGACGAAACCGAAGCUCUACCGCAGGUGUACAUGGCAUGCAUUCGGCAAGGCCAUCGAGUGGGAGUUUCUUAUUAUGAUUCCAGCAUUCGCCAACUUCACGUGAUGGAAGUUUGGGAAGAUGGCAGCAUGGACUUCCCUCUAAUUGAUAUGGUGAAAUAUCAAGCUAAGCCACUGAUCAUCUACACAAGCACAAAGAGCGAGGAAGCUUUCUUGUCAGCUUUACAACGAAGUGAUGGAACAACAGAGGCUUUUACGGUGAAGCUUGUGAAAAGUUCAGUUUUUAGCUAUGAGCAAGCAUGGCACAGACUGAUUUACCUUCGAGUAACUGGAAUGGAUGAUGGGUUAGACAUCAAGGAGAGAAUUUCUUAUUUGAGUUCUAUGAUGGACAUGGGAAGUGAUGUUCAAGUUCGUACUAGUGGAGGCCUUCUCGCCAUAUUAGAGAAUGAAAGGAUUGUGGACACACUUGAACAAAUGGAAUGCGGGAAUGCAUCUAUUGCAAUUGAUUCUGUUAUAGAAGUUUCAUUAAACAAUUUUCUAAAACUUGAUGCAGCAGCUCAUGAGGCAUUGCAGAUCUUCCAAACAGAUAAGCAUCCCAGCCAUAUGGGCAUUGGUAGAGCAAAAGAAGGGUUUUCUGUAUUUGGCAUGUUAAAUAAGUGUGUAACUCCUAUGGGGAGGCGCCUCUUGAGGAACUGGUUCUUAAGGCCAAUCAUUGACCUUGAAAGUCUAACCAGUCGUCUUGAUGCCAUAUCAUUCUUUAUAUCUUCAGAAGAACUAGUCAUGUCUUUACGGUCAACGCUGAAAUCUGUUAAGGAUGUUCCUCACAUACUUAAGAAAUUCAACUCCCCAAGCUUGGCAUGUACCAGUACUGAUUGGACAGCUUUUUUAAAGAGUGUUUGCUCACUCUUGCACGUGAACAAGAUUUUUGAAGUAGGUGUUUCUGAGAGUCUUCAAGAGCAUGCGAAGUACCUGAAUUUCGACAUCAUUGAGAAGGCUGCUUCAUCCAUUACAACUGAGCUUGCUUAUGUAUAUGAAUUGGUAAUUGGUGUUCUUGAUGUAAACAGAAGUAAAGAGAAGGGAUAUGAGACAAUUGUAAAAGAUGAUUUCUGUACAGAGUUAGAUGAGCUGAGGCAAAUAUAUGAGGAAUUGCCUGAAUUUCUGGAAGAGGUUUCAAAGAUGGAACAUGGGAGACUUCCUCAGCUUGGCAAGGGCAAGCUUGUUCCUUGUAUUGUUUAUAUACACCAAAUAGGAUAUUUGAUGUGCAUUUAUGAAGAAAAACUUGAUGAAGCUAACCUGGAGACACUUCAAGAUUUUGAGUUUGCUUUCUCUGAUGCAGAAGGAGAAACAAAAAGAUUUUUUUAUCGUACUCCAAAGACUCGAGAAUUGGAUAAUCUUCUGGGAGAUAUCUAUCAUAAAAUACUAGAUAUGGAGAGGGCGAUCACUCGGGAUCUGGUGUCGCAUAUACUUCUAUUUUCAACCCAUCUGCUUAAAGCCGUUAAUUUUGCAGCUGAACUUGAUUGCUUUCUGUCAUUGGCGCUGGUUGCCCGUCAAAACAAUUAUGUUAGGCCUACUUUGACCAUGGACUGUUUGCUUGAUAUACAAAACGGAAGACACGUUUUGCAGGAAAUGACGGUAGACACUUUUGUUCCCAAUGACACAAAGAUUCAAAAUGAUGGAAGAAUUAAUAUCAUUACUGGUCCCAACUAUUCAGGGAAAAGCAUCUACAUAAAGCAGGUAGCUCUGAUUGUUUUUCUAGCGCAUAUAGGAAGCUUUGUUCCGGCAGAUGCUGCAACUGUGGGUUUGACUGAUAGAAUAUUCUGCGCAAUGGGAAGCAAACUCAUGACUGCAGAGCAAUCAACAUUCAUGAUUGAUCUGCAUCAAGUAGGGAUGAUGCUAAGGCAGGCAACUUCACGGUCUUUGUGUCUUGUGGAUGAAUUUGGUAAAGGCACUCUAACAGAAGAUGGCGUUGGUCUGCUUGGUGGAACCAUAAACUACUUGGUGUCCUAUGAUUCACCCCCAAAGGUUCUAGUGUGCACCCAUUUGACGGAGUUAUUCAGCGAUAGUUGCUUACCUAAAUCCAAGAAGAUCUCAUUUUACACUAUGAGUGUACUGAGGCCUGACGACUCCACAGAUAUUGAGGAUAUUGUUUUUCUGUAUAGGCUAGUUCCUGGACAUGCACUGCUUAGUUAUGGUCUGCAUUGUGCACUACUUGCUGGUGUCCCUGAGGAAGUUAUCAAGAGAGCAUCAUUUGUAUUGGAAGCUAUUGGAAAUAAUCAGCAUGUCGAACGAUUGUGCAAUGAGAAUAUAUCAAUUCAGGAUCGGCAAUACCAGAAAAUAGUGGACAAGAUGUUGGCAUUUGAUGUUCACCAGGGUGAUCUAGGCCUGUUCUUUCGAGACUUAUUUCCUCCAUCCUAAAAAAGCACCAGAGGUAAC
This is a messenger RNA of Argentina anserina (silverweed cinquefoil), 2499 nucleotides long. Its product is annotated as DNA mismatch repair protein MSH5. Gene Ontology annotation, biological process: mismatch repair; chiasma assembly. Gene Ontology annotation, molecular function: ATP-dependent DNA damage sensor activity; mismatched DNA binding; ATP binding. Bases 55 to 2481 code for a protein of 808 amino acids. Lineage: Eukaryota; Viridiplantae; Streptophyta; Magnoliopsida; Rosales; Rosaceae. Gene Ontology annotation, cellular component: nucleus. The record is from RefSeq and is a predicted model, not a curated record. The transcript is spliced from 34 exons.